GCUCCGUCCUGACAACCGCCUGACUGGCAAGAAGCCCGCCAUGAGAACCAACAUCCACGCCUCCGCCUCGGCAGGCCUCAUGCUCGCCGCGGGCCUCGUGCUGGCGCCAGCAGCAGCCGUAGCCGCAGCAGCAGCAGCACAGACGACCGGCCUCCUCUCGUUCUUCCUUCUGGACUCGGAGCCGCGCUCGCUCGAGGCCUCGGCCGUGGCCGUCAACACGGUUGGCACGGGCGCGAACACGCACCCGGUCACGACGCUGCGGCUGGCCUGCCCGACGGCGGCGUCGCCCGACAACGACGCGUGCCGGGCGGCCGGGAUCUACCCGGCGCAGGUGUACCACACGCAGGGCUCCGUGUUCGGCGGCACGACCACGUACGGCGCCGACGACAGCACGACGACGUGGGUGUGCGAGCUGGGCGGCAACGACCCCACGCUCACGGCCAGCUGCACCAAGACCAUCGUCGCCGUCGGCGGCGGCGGCUCCUCCUCCUCGUCGACGACGACGCGCACCGAGACGGCCGCGUACGACAACUGCUACGUCGCGGCGCACCAGCUGCCCGUCGUCGUGACGGCCGGGGUGGACAAGAUCAGCGCGGCGCACUACUACACCAUCGACGCCAGCAGCUAUGUCGCACUACAGAGCAGCCGGCUGGCCGAGGAUAAGUGCCCGGCGAGUCAGACGACUAUCUGGGCUGGCGCGGCGGCGGCUGCUGCCACCACGACGGCGACGACCAGCGGCGCGGCGGCAGUCUCCUCGACAGGGAACGCGUCCGGGGCUGGGGGCGGGGCCGGGUCCGAGGUGACGACGCCGACCCCAACGGCUCCCGGCCCGGCGGCUACGACUUCCACAGGUGGAGCGGGAGGAAUGCCAGGCACCACGGGGGCGGUUCUCUUUGGGGUUGGAGCGAUGGCGAUGCUUGGAAUAGCCUGGUGAGAAUGGCUACCUAGGUACUUUGGUUACUGUAAUCACUUCACCCGUAGAAUUCUAUGUCAGACUGGGCGACGGUUGUUGGUGCCGAGGCCGUUUACGCAUGGGGGCUUGAACGCUACUUCAAGAAAGCGCUGGGCGCAAAACAAGUGCGAGCGUUGGACUUCAAGUGUGUGCCGAUGGCGAAAAUCCAGCUCAUUACUGUACUUCUACGUACUGACCUUGUCGUGGUAGCUCAGGCUCAGAGACUCAUUGAUCGUCAGGCAAUAUCGAAAUCUUGCUCGGGCGGAUCUCCCCUCAU
Molecule: messenger RNA, 1229 nt
Organism: Thermothielavioides terrestris NRRL 8126
Lineage: Eukaryota; Fungi; Ascomycota; Sordariomycetes; Sordariales; Chaetomiaceae
Exons: 1
Coding region: 41-934 (297 amino acids)
Source: RefSeq, a predicted model, not a curated record